Messenger RNA from Penaeus chinensis, 1341 nucleotides. Lineage: Eukaryota; Metazoa; Arthropoda; Malacostraca; Decapoda; Penaeidae. The record is from the annotation of a RefSeq genome assembly.
AUGUUAAAGUUUUUGUUGGCCUGUGUUAUAUUGAUACCUUUAGUAAAUUCAUGGUGAGCCGUUCAAAGUUCUUUAUUUGUACUUUCUUUUAUUAUAAUUAUUUAUUGUCAUCACGACUUUGGUAAUUAUAUAAUAGGAUGGUGUUUUAAUUUAGAUUCUUUAGGUUAUAUUUUAAUUUUAUUAAGUUUUUGAAUUACGAGUCUUGUGGUUUGUUCUAGACAAAAAGUGUUAAAAGAUAAUAAUUAUCCUUCUCUUUUUUUGGUAGUUAAUAUCUUUCUUUUAUUUUUUCUAGUAAUAACUUUUUCUGUAAAUGAUUAUUUACUAUUUUAUAUUAGUUUUGAAAGUUCUUUAAUCCCUACUUUAAUUCUUAUUUUAGGGUGGGGUUAUCAGCCUGAGCGGUUACAAGCAGGAGUAUAUAUAUUAUUUUACACUUUAUUUGCUUCUUUACCUUUACUAGUAUCUUUAAUUAGAUUAUACAACAUGAGAGGUAGUUUAACACUAGGAUUGGUUGAAAGUGUAAAAGGAGUGGGAUUCAUUCCUUGUGUGUGGUACGUAGUUACUGUUUUUGCGUUUAUUGUAAAAUUACCUAUAUUUUUGGUUCAUUUAUGGCUGCCAAAGGCACACGUAGAGGCCCCAGUAGCAGGAUCAAUAAUUCUUGCAGGGGUGUUAUUAAAAUUAGGAGGUUAUGGUUUAAUUCGAGUAUUACCUUUAUUUAGAGAAGUUAAUAAAAGCUUAUCUUGGUUGUGAGUGAGAAUCAGGUUAGUAGGAGGAGUAGUUGUAAGUUUGAUAUGUUUACGUCAGGUAGAUAUAAAAGCUUUAAUUGCUUAUUCUUCGGUAGCUCAUAUGGGACUUGUUUUAUCUGGACUUGUAGUGUUUGGUUGAUGAGGGUUAAAUGGUGCUGUAGUAGUAAUAAUUGGCCAUGGAUUAUGUUCUUCCGGUUUAUUUUGUUUAGCGAAUAUAGUAUAUGAACGAGUAGGGAGUCGAAGUUUACUUAUUAGUAAGGGUUUGAUUAAUUUUAUACCUAGAAUAGCAUUAUGGUGAUUUCUUUUAAGUGCGGGUAAUAUAGCAGCUCCUCCUACUUUAAAUCUUUUAGGAGAAAUUAGUUUAAUCAUUAGAGUUGUAUCUUGAAGAAAAGUAACAAUGUUGUCUAUUGCUUUAUUAUCUUUUUUUAGAGCCGCCUAUACUUUGUAUAUAUUUUCACUAAGACAACAUGGUAAAUAUUAUAGAUCUUUAUUUUCGUGUUGUUCUGGUAAGGUUCGUGAAUAUUUAAUCUUAAUAUUACAUUGGCUACCUUUAAAUGUACUAAUUUUAAAAAGAAGAACAAUUAUAUGUAUUUUAUAA